Danaus chrysippus (African queen) is the source of this 2226-nucleotide messenger RNA. NCBI's taxonomy places the organism in Eukaryota, Metazoa, Arthropoda, Insecta, Lepidoptera, Nymphalidae. The record is from the annotation of a GenBank genome assembly.
AUGGUAAUGAUAUGCGAGAAUCGGGAUAUCUUAUCGCCGUUGGCUCAAGAACAGCUAGAUGUUAAACAAAAACGAAGUAAACCUAUACGUAUAUGCGAAAGCAAACAAUGUUUAAGAUCAGCUGCUAACCUCGCGCUAUCAAUGGAUAAGUCAGUGGAUCCUUGCAAUGAUUUUUAUCAAUACGUAUGCGGCAAUUGGCCUAAAGAACAUCCCAGGCCAGAUGCUUAUAGUUCAUAUGAUUGGUUCAAUGACAAGCAGAUGAAAGUAUUUGCCACUAUACGAGACUUCCUCUCCAAGAAUGUCACCAACGAACCGAAACCGGUAAAGCAGGCUAAGGAUAUAUACAGUGCUUGUAUGGAUACAGAAGAAUUAGAUAAGAGGGGACUAAAACCUGUGAUAAAAAUAUUAGAAUCUUUAGGACUACCCGCUUAUCCAACAGUUAUUAAUGUAACUGAUGACAUCGAUUAUUCCGACUACAAAUUUAAUUGGCUAGAAGCUGUCAUAAAAAUUAAAACGCAACUAGGAAUGGAUGUACUCAUUGGAUUUGAUAUCUUCACUGAUCCAAAAAACUCUUCGAUUUACAGACUUGUUAUGGGAUCACCCGAAACAACAAAUCCUUUUCCAAGUUUUCUCAUUGAAAAGAAACGUCAUGUAGGACGUAAAAGUAUUUUGGCGAGGAAAAAAGAAAAACAUAAAAAUACUCCAUUUAUAAUAGGCGAUAAAUACAAAAAGAAGAAUGUAGAUAACAAUAAUGAUGAUGAAGAGAAGAUUGCACAUAUAUAUAAAUUAUUUUACGCAGAAAUGAUGAAACUGUUUGUACUUGAAGCGACGGCUAAGAAUUUUAGUUUGACUGAAGUGGAAUUAGACCAAAACAUAUUUCUGACUGCCAAUGAAUAUUAUAACAUGAAUGAAGAUAUGUACGACCUAGAAGACGAUGUCAAUGUUACGACGAGUGAUGAUGAAAUUUAUAUAAAUAUACCUGAAUACACAGUAGAAGAAAUUCAAGAACACACAGAUAUGAUAGUUCAAGAUAAUGACGGCAUUAAAAUGGACAUUUGGAAAGAAUACCUCGAGGGUAUUUUUAAAAUAAGCAAUGUCGAAUUAGAUUUUAAAAAAGAUUUAAUUCUAGUUUCCGAUCCUGAUUUAAAAUACAUGUCACUCAUGGCUGCCUACAUAUCUAAAGCUUCUCCAGUAUCAAUUGAACUCUUCAUUUGGAUAAAGGUAGUUGAAGUUAUGGCAGUUCAUACGACUUCGGAAUUAAGACUAUUAUUCCAGAGAUCAUAUGACGCUUUGAGAUCAAGAGAAUUGUCGAUCACACCACGUAGCCUUCAGUGUGCUAGCGCCGUUAAUGAUAUGAUGGGCAUGGCUGUUUCAUACGCUAUAGCCGACGCCCACUUCUUUAGCGACACCAAGCCAAAGAUUGAAGUUAUGCUAUAUGAAAUGAAAAACGCACUUGCCAGACUUGUUGGUAAAGCCAAAUGGAUGGAUGAUAACACAAAAUUAGCGACCUAUCAGAAGAUCAUAGAUAUGAAAUCGUUCGUCGGCUUUCCUGACUGGUUACUACAAGUGGAUUCACUAGAGAAAUAUUACGACGGAAUCGAAGUUAACCCUAAAACGCAUUUAGAAAAUAUGAUUAAUAUAAUACAAGUGAAAAUAAGGAAAGCCCUUAAUAAAUUUCGCACUGGCAACGAAUUCGCAUGGGCUACCGACCCUACAGAAGUAAAUGCUUAUCAUACUUUUCAAGAAAAUACUAUAAGUAGACGUUUCGACAAGAACGGUAACUUGCUACCGUGGUGGUCAAACGACACCAUUGAAUCAUUCGUCAAUAUGACACAAUGCUUCGUAGACCAGUACUCAAAUUUUUAUGUUCCUGAACUUGGAGAACAUGUAGAUGGCAAAAAAACUUUAGGAGAGAAUAUAGCUGACAAUGGUGGUGUUAGGGAGUCUUUUGGAGCUCUAAGAGAACAUUUACGAAAGUAUGGCCCGGAACCAAAACUACCUGGAUUUGAAGAAUUCAGUCCAGAACAAUUAUUUUUUAUUUCAUAUGGAAAUUUAUGGUGUGAAGUAUCUACCAAGGAUUCCUUGAAGUCAGGUCUAUCAGACGAACACUCUCCUCAACAUUUCCGGGCACGAGGUGCUCUACAGAACAAUGCUGAUUUCUCAAGAAUAUGGAAAUGCCCUCCCGAUUCACCGAUGAACCCAAGAAAAAGAUGUAUUAUCUAUUAA